Euleptes europaea (tarantolino) is the source of this 1443-nucleotide messenger RNA. RefSeq names its product alanine--glyoxylate aminotransferase 2 (gene AGXT2). Lineage: Eukaryota; Metazoa; Chordata; Lepidosauria; Squamata; Sphaerodactylidae. Gene Ontology annotation, biological process: glyoxylate catabolic process. Bases 37 to 1443 code for a protein of 468 amino acids. Gene Ontology annotation, molecular function: pyridoxal phosphate binding; L-alanine:glyoxylate transaminase activity. The record is from RefSeq and is a predicted model, not a curated record. Gene Ontology annotation, cellular component: mitochondrion. The transcript has 13 exons.
GAACUGAAAAACUCUGCCUGCUGCCUGCAUGUGGCAAUGCCGCCUUGUGACUUUGUGCCUGACAAAUAUGAGUCUUAUCCCUACGAGGACAUGCUGAAGAUCCGCAAACAGAAUGUUUCCCCGUCCCUCACCCCCUAUUACAAGAAACCGUUGCUGCUACACCAGGGGCGUAUGCAGUGGCUGUUCGACCACGAAGGUCGUAGGUAUCUCGAUCUCUUUGCCGGGAUCGCCACUGCUGGUGUCGGUCAUUGCCACCCAAAAGUAACAGCAGCUGCCCAGAAACAGCUGGGUCGCUUGUGGCACACGUCUAGCGUCUACAUGCACCCAGCAGUUCAGGAAUACACCAAGAAACUGACUUCGCUGCUUCCAGAUCCCUUAAAGGUGAUUUACCUAACCAAUAGUGGUUCCGAAGCCAAUGACCUGGCAAUGAUUAUGGCAAGGCUUUAUACAGGCAGCUUUGACAUCAUUUCUUUCAGAGGAGGAUACCAUGGGAACAGUCCUUACACUAUGGGUUUGACAUCCAUUGGAAAUUACAAGCAUGGCCUUCCUAACGGCAUUGGCUGCCAAACAACAAUGUUACCAGACGUUUUUAGAGGCCCCUGGGGUGGAAGCCGAUGCCGAGAUUCUCCAGUACAAACAAUUCGGAAAUGCAGCUGUUCCCCAGGCUCUUGCCAGGCAAAGGACCGUUACAUCGAGCAGUUCAAAGACACGCUGGCCACUUGUGUGCCAAAGAAAAUUGCUGGAUUUUUUGCAGAGCCAAUUCAAGGUGUCAAUGGCACAGUUCAGUAUCCCAUGGGAUUCCUAAAGGAGGCUUUUGAGAUAGUUCAUGAAAGGGGAGGAAUAUGCAUUUCAGAUGAAGUUCAGACGGGGCUUGGUCGCACAGGCAGCCAUUUCUGGGGGUUCGAAGGACACGGUGUGGAGCCUGACAUUGUGACCCUGGCCAAAGGAAUUGGUAACGGCUUCCCCAUGGCAGCAGUCAUCACUACUGCAGAGAUUGCAGCUUCCGUGACUCAGGGCUUGUCCUUUAACACAUUUGGAGGAAACCCCAUGGCCUGUGUUGUUGGAUCUGCAGUUCUGGAUGCGAUAGUGGAAGACGGCUUGCAGAAGAACUGUGAGGCUGUUGGGACGCACCUGCUGCUGGAGUUCGCCAAGCUCCGGGAUGAGUUUGAAAUCGUUGGAGACGUUCGUGGCAAAGGUCUUAUGAUAGGGAUCGAGAUGGUGAAGGAUAAGGACAGUCGCCAGCCCCUUCCAACUGAGGAGGUGAACGAGAUCUUUGAAGACUGCAAAGACAUGGGGGUGCUACUUGGGAAGGGAGGACUUCAUUUUCAGACGUUCAGAAUUAAACCACCCAUGUGCAUCACCAAGGAAGACGCUGACUUUGCAGUGGAGGUUUUCCACACGGCUUUAGCCAGACAUAAGGAGAGAAUGGCAACGGCAAAGUAG